This is a messenger RNA of Acaulospora morrowiae, 765 nucleotides long. The record is from the annotation of a GenBank genome assembly. Lineage: Eukaryota; Fungi; Glomeromycota; Glomeromycetes; Diversisporales; Acaulosporaceae.
AUGUUUAGAAAAAUCACAUUCGCAAAGAAAAACGAAAAAUUUGUUCCAUAUGACAAAUAUCACAGAAAGUUAACUACUCUCAGAAACUUAAGAACGAAACAUCAUAGAUUGCUAAAAUCACACAAAAAAUUGGAAAGAAAAAAUGAAGAAUAUGAACGUAUUCUUACCUCCAUUGCCAAUAUCUUUAAGAAUGAACCAUCAAUUGAUAACAAUGAUGAAUUAACCUCUCAACAUGAUUCCACUGAAACUGUCGAAAACACACAUUCAUCUAAUGAAUCAAUUAAUAUCGAAGAUAAAUCAACUCAAUAUAUCGAAACUGAUGGAGAAAAUAAUAUUAAUGAAUUUAUUCAACAUAAUACCGAUGAAGCGAUUUAUAUCACAGAUGAUGAAAAUAUUCAACCUAAUAUCGGCGGAAUGAUGUAUAACACAGAUGAAUCUAAAGACAAGAUAAAAUAUAUCAACAACCCAACUCAACUUGUAACUAAUGAUGAAAAUUAUAUUGAUGAAUCAAUCAAUAGAUCGAUUCACAGUACAGACGAACAAUUACAAUCUGAUUUCACAGAGACUAAUAUGAACGAAUCAAUUCAAAGUAAUCUCAACUUUAAUGAAUCAAUUCAAAGUAAUCUCAACUUUAAUGAACCAAUUCAAUCAGACUUUACCGAAUCGUGUAAAAUAAAUAACUAUAGUAAUCAACAAAAUAUCAUAGAACUAUUCGAUAUCCACGGAAAUAUAUAUUAUAUUAAUACUCAAUCACUGAAAUGUUGA